Molecule: messenger RNA, 3020 nt
Organism: Mesocricetus auratus (golden hamster)
Lineage: Eukaryota; Metazoa; Chordata; Mammalia; Rodentia; Cricetidae
Product: zinc finger protein 883
Exons: 4
Coding region: 137-2179 (680 amino acids)
Biological process (GO): regulation of transcription by RNA polymerase II
Molecular function (GO): RNA polymerase II cis-regulatory region sequence-specific DNA binding; DNA-binding transcription factor activity, RNA polymerase II-specific
Source: RefSeq, a predicted model, not a curated record
GCGGGACUUCCUACAGUGCGUCCUUGUCUGUCUGUGGUUUAACUUCCCUUUGGGUAGAUUGUUGGAGGAAUCUGAGCUUUAGCAUCGCCAAGUUGGACUCAAGGUAAGAGAGCGAGCAGGCAGCGAGUGACAGCGGAUGAGACCGCCGGCAGCGGUGGCGGCCGUGUGCGGGCCCCAGCACCAUCUGCAGAAUCCGAUGGCGACUCCGAGGCACCCGGCUCAGAUUCCCAGGUCUACAGAAACGCAUGUGGUCUGUACACAGGGCUGUGUGACCUUUGAGGAUGUGGCCGUGUACUUCUGCCAGGAAGAAUGGGAGCUCCUGGAUGAAGCUCAGAGGCUCCUGUAUCUCAAUGUGAUGCUGGAGAACUUAGCACUUACAGCCUCCCUGGUUUGUUGGCAUGAAGCCGAGACUGAAGAAACAACCUGUGCACCGAGUGUGUCACCAGCUGAAGAACCACACAUCAGGGUUCCGAAGGAGGAUCUACCCAAACAGAAGACUCAUCCUUCUGACAUCUGUGUCACAGUCCUGAAAGACAUCUUGCAUCUGAAUGACCUACCUGGGCAGAAACCGUAUUUGACUGAGGUGUGCGCAAACCUCCUGGACCAGAAGCAUCCUAGAGCCAAGAACUGUUUAAGGAGCCAUGCGGACUCCCUCGUGAAGAGCUGCGUAUUCCAUGUAUCAGAGAAUCCUCCCAUCUGUAGUAAGAUUGGAGAGAACUUCCCAGCUGUGUGCAAUCUUCUCCAGCCCCAGGCCACUCCCAAAGGUGAGAAGCAAAACAAAACUAAGCGUGGCAAGGCUUUCCACGGUGAUAAAAAGAAUUCUAAGUCAGAUGAAUUUAAGGAAUCUCCCAGCCCCCAACACAUGCUUCUUGAGUACCAGAGAGUUGGUGGUGAAAGGGAAGGGGUUGAAUCUAGCAACUGUAAGCAAGAUUUGAACACGUACACACGCGUACCAUCCCGGACAGACCCAACUGAGAAGAGACCGUAUGAGUGUCAUGACUGUGGAAAACUGUUUGGCCAAAAGGCCACCCUUAGAAUUCACCAGAGACGUCAUACUGGAGAAAAACCAUAUAAGUGCGGUGAAUGCGGAAAGUCCUUCUGUCAAAGCUCCAACCUCAGUGAACACUGCAGAGUCCACAGUGGAGAAAGACCUUACGAGUGCGUGGACUGUGGGAAGGCCUUCGGGUGUCAUUCUAGUCUUCUUCGGCACCAGAGAACGCACACUGGAGAAUGGCCGUAUGAAUGUGGAGACUGCGGAAGACUGUUUAGACAAAUCGUCAGCCUGAUUACGCACCAGAGGACUCACACUACAGAGAAGCCUUACGAAUGCGGACAGUGUGAAAAAUCUUUUAGUCACAAGGCCACUCUUACCGUACAUCAGAGAGUUCACACUGGGGAAAAGCCCUAUAAUUGUGAAGAGUGUGGGAAAUCCUUCAGCCAAAGUGCCAACCUCAUUAAACACUCCAAAAUUCAUACUGGAGAAAAGCCCUAUGAAUGCGGGGAAUGUGGCCUGUGCUUCCGUCAGAGAGCCACCCUCAUGAAACAUCAGAGAACCCACACUUCAGAACGGCCUUACGAGUGUAGGGAGUGUGGCAAGUUCUUUAAGCAAUAUUUCUACCUCAUUGAACACCGUAGGAUUCACACUACAACAGAAUUUUAUGAGUGCGAGCAGUGCGGGAAAUCUUAUACGCAAAGAGCCACCCUGGUUAGACACCAGAGAGUCCACACAGGAGAAAGUCCUUAUAAAUGUGAGGAGUGUGGGAAAGCCUUUGAAUACAAAUCCAGACUUGAUCGGCAUCAAAGAACUCACACUGGGGAAAGGCCUUAUGAGUGCGCCAAAUGUGGGAAGUUCUUCAGGGAAAGCUACAAUCUUGCGGAACAUCAGAAAAUCCACACUAAAGCAAAGCCUUACAGGUGUGAUCAGUGUGGGAAAUGUUUUAGCCGGAGAGCUGACUUGGUUAAACACCAGAGGGUUCAUACUGGAGAAAGGCCUUAUACGUGUGGAGAAUGUGGGAAAACCUUCAGCCGAACUACCAACCUCGUUCAACACAGCAGAAUUCACACUGGGGAACGGCCGUAUGAAUGUGACCGCUGUGGGAAAUCCUUUAGCCAAGUAUCCACCCUCACUCGGCAUCAGUUACUUCACGCUGGAGAAAGACCUUCUAAAUACAGCAAAUGAGGGACAUCCUAGACAAACAACCCUGUAGCAUCUUCUAACACCAAAAAAAAAAAAUGUCAAAAUAUAGCAAAUGAGGGACAUCUUAGAACAAACAACCCUGUAGCAUCUUCUAACACCAAAAAAAAAUGUCAAAAUAUAGCAAAUGAGGGGCAUCUUAGACAAACAACCCUGUAGCAUCUUCUAACACCAAAAAAAAAAAAGUCAAAAUACAGCAAAUGAGGGACAUCUUAGACAAACAACCCUGUAGCAUCUUCUAACACCAAAAAAAAAAAAAAAAAAAAAAGUCAAAGAAAGGCAGAAAAUGUGGGAAAUCCUUCAACACUAGGUGGACCAUCACAGCUCCUGAAAGCCUACACUUGAAAACAUCCUUAAACCUCCCAAGAGUGUUGUAUUGUUGUUCACUGUAGCAGACUAGAGUCUGCCAAGGGGUGAAGUGCUACAUGAGUUCCAGGCAUGAGUAAUUUGUACUGGUGGUACCCUGCCCAUCCCAGAAUCUGUCUCCUUUGCCAGAGGUAAAUAACUGCCAUAGUGUCUCCUAGAAAGCAUCUCUUGCACCUCGUACUGAGUGCAUAAUCCAACCCUCAACAUGCCCAUAGUCUUCCCUAGUGAAACCCUCAAUUGCCUGUGCCUUGCAAAUGACAUUAACCCCCCCCCUUUCUUUUCCUGGUCUAUAUUUUGCCUAAAAUAACCUGCUCUGCCUUUGGCUGGAGGCUUCAGAAAGCAUUAUCCUCUUUUUCAUUCUUUGUCUCACAAUGUUCAGGUUACUGUUUACAUACUCCAAGGUCACUAGCCAGUAACUUCCUGCUGUUUCGUGCAAUAAUAAAGGCCUUAUUUUUUUUCA